Messenger RNA from Salpingoeca rosetta, 1262 nucleotides. RefSeq lists its product as uncharacterized. The coding region runs from base 100 to 1245 and encodes 381 amino acids. The transcript is spliced from 9 exons. The record is from RefSeq and is a predicted model, not a curated record. Gene Ontology annotation, biological process: regulation of cobalamin catabolic process. Lineage: Eukaryota; Choanoflagellata; Craspedida; Salpingoecidae. Gene Ontology annotation, molecular function: (S)-citramalyl-CoA lyase activity.
GUCGUUGUGAUGAUUUGUCAUCGUUCGCAGUAGAUGUAGAAAUGUCCUUGAAGACAUUCACAGGAAUCUACAAACAAGGCGAGUGUCACAACAGCAACCAUGCUGACAAGGAUGAUGGUGAGGGGCGCUGGUGCGCGCCGCAGUGUGCUGGUGACAGCAGCAGCGCAGACAUGGCGACGGAGGUAUGGCAGUGGCGUUUCUGAUGAAGUGCACCCACUGUCGGAGGGCAACGGAGAGCCCACACCACGCCGUGCCUUGCUCUAUCUCCCUGGACACGAUGAACGCAAGGCGACCAAGGCUGCAGGUUUGGACGUGGACUGCGUAUGCUUGGACCUGGAGGAUGCGGUGGCCCUGAACCGCAAAGAGGGUGCGCGGAAGAGCGUGGUCAACCUGCUGUCCACCCUCGACUUUGGUGAAUCGGACGUGGCUGUGCGUAUCAACGCCGUCAGCUCCGGUCUUGCCAAGGAAGACCUCAAGGCCAUCCUGGCCGCGGAUACCCUGCCCAACACCAUCGUCCUCCCCAAAGUCGACCGGCCGUCCGAACUCGAAUGGUUCUUCGAUACCUCUGACCGGCUGCUGCGGAACCAGCCCCGCGACACGCCUGCCAAAAUCAAACUCAUCACACAGGUCGAGUCUGGCAUUGGCCUGCUGAACCUCCAGAGCGUGUGCGAGGUUGACCGGGUGGACUUGACGGCCUCCUCGUUUUUCCAACACGAGGGCGUCAUCUUGGGAGGUGACGACUACGCCGCGUCCAUCGGGGCAACGCGGUCGCGGUCGAAUGUCGAGUUGCUGUAUGCGCGGCAGCAGGUGGUGGCGACGGUGAAGGCGUUUGGGCUGCAGGCCAUUGAUGUUGUCAACAUCCACUUUACAGAACUCGACGCGCUCCGGGCAGAGGCCGAGGAAGGCGCCGCGUGGGGAUUUGACGGCAAGCAGGUCAUCCACCCAGCACAGGUUCCUGUUGUGCAGCGCGCGUUCUCGCCGUCCGAGCAGCAGGUGGAGUGGGCGGUCGCCAUCCUCGACGCAUUCUACGACAACCAGAUCAAGGGCAAAGGCGCGUUCUCGCAUGACGGGCAGAUGAUUGACAUGCCGACGGUGCUGCAGUGCAAGAACGUGUUCAGGCUGGCGGUUGCGGCCAAGAUGGUGCCGGCAGACAGGUUCGACGCAGCCAUCAGGGAGAUGGAGCUUGCAGGCAACAGCGAGGGUGAUGGUGGCAGCGAGGGUGACGGUGUUGGGAAGGGCCAAUAAAACUCAACAACACAAGG